Molecule: messenger RNA, 1242 nt
Organism: Closterium sp. Naga37s-1
Lineage: Eukaryota; Viridiplantae; Streptophyta; Zygnematophyceae; Desmidiales; Closteriaceae
Source: the annotation of a GenBank genome assembly
AUGGCGCCCGCGGCGUUGCGGCUUCUCGUCAGAUUCAUUCGCUGUGCACACAAGCAUUCCACAUCAUCUCCCCGACCAAUCACGUUCUCCCUCCAACCACACGUCAUCGCGUCCACGUCAGCCUCAGCCACGUCAUCAGCCGCCAUGGCUUCUGGCUCUAGUAGCGGCACCGCUGUCCCUGUCCCCGCAUCUGACGGCGGGGAAGCCGCGUCGUUCCGUCAGAUGACUCCCGAGGAGCACUGGUGGUGGGGCACGCCGGAGCGCCUUAUGACUAACUUUCACGGCCAAUGGCGAUCGUGGAAGCCGCUCGAAUCAACGGAUGAGAACCGAUCCAUGAAAUCCGUGCGGAAGAUGUGGGCCACGUCACCUGAUCGCACCAGUAUCGCCCACGUGAACGACUGGUACGACUAUCAGGGCGAGAUGCCUGCAUACAUGCCCAAGGUGGGCGUGCAGUGGGACAUGUCGCUCGCACAGCACAGCCUGCCAGACGGCUUCUGCCACGUGGCAGCCAGCAACUCGCGCCGCUACGUCGUGAGCCGGCGCGCGGAGGGCAUCUGGGCGCCGAUUGAGGUGGCGGAUGGGGCAGGAGGCAUGAAGCUGCCUUUUAUGAUCGAAUUCUUCUUCGCCCACUCAACCACGUCCCGACUCGGCUGCAGCAUUCAGUACGAAGCAGACGGAGCCUUCAGAACCUCAGUGGCAGUAGAAGAUUCGCUAGACACCAACGAACGCCGCCCGGCAGACUGGGUCUCGCCCACGUGGGGCCCGGGCGGCCUCUCGUCCAGUCUGCCCGACCACCUGCCGCCCGUUCCGGCACUAGAUGACAAGACAGUGGUGGGAACCCGCACCGUUCUGACCCGGAAUCUGAUGAUUCAGGAGCGAGAGAACGUGUCCUGGGCAGAGGAAUGGAGCCCUAACAGUGCUGCUGCUGCUGCCGCUGCUGCACCUGCCGCAGCAUCUGCGGCGGCGGCAAGGUUUAUGGGGAGGGUGCCUCAAGGGGACAAGGAAACGUACGCGGUGUUUGCUCUGCCCCAGGGGGUGGUGAUGUGUGCCCCUCGCUCGCUGCAGCUGGUGGCAGGCAGGCCGUUCGUGCUGUCGGCGACGUGGGUGGUGGGCGCAGGGCUGGUGGGAGAGGGGGAGGUGAAGCGGAUCACAGCCUACUGGGGGGCUGAUGGGGGCUUUGAGAAAGUGGAGGGGGAGUGGUACAGGAGACAGGCGUGUAGAGGAGAGCUCCACAGCUGCUAG